CAGAAAGUGCAAGUUAAAACAUCUGACGCUGCAAUAAACGUUCAUCUUCUCUCAGAGACGAUGAGAGCUGUGCUGAUAACGGAUUAACAUAUGCUUAUGAAAACUAAAGACCCCCAGCACUUUGGAUAAAGUUAGUGUCGGAGAAUUAAAAGAGGAAACAAAACUGUCUAAAUAGACCUACAGUAACAACAAUCUGAAGUAACAAGGAAUUUCACAUCUGAAGAAUCAAGACAAUGAAUCACCUUUCCCAAGCUCCUAUCCUAUAAAACUAUUCUUGGGUAAAUAACACAAUCCUUGCCCUUUGUGCAUACAUGAUUAAGAGUCAUUUAGCCUCAUGAACUCAAAGUUCAUGGUCACUUCCGAUUUCUCCGUGUCCACCUGCAGCUCGUGAGUCUGGCUACAGUCACUUCUGCAAGUGUCACAGAGGUGUCUGGUGACCAUUUCUCUCUCUCAUCUCACACUCAACUAAUGGACCGCUUUGCCCCUCCCCUCCUUUUCUCCAUCUCGGACUGGGAGGUAGUGAGAGGAGGAGAGGAGGCAACAGCCCACCGUUCCCCUGGGCCCUUCUACACGGCUCAAUAGCUCAGCUCCUGGAUGGGAUCAUAACCCUGAGUGCUGGCCAAGAGAAGAGCCGCUUCUCCUCACUGCAGGGUGAACAAACUCACUCGAACCCCACCAUGGCUGAGCGCAGGGUGGUCCCGAUUGUGGUUUUGCUUCUCGUCCUGGUUACACCAGCCCUGAGCGGAUGCCCAAGCGCCUGUCGCUGUUCCUUUGCCAUGCUGCAAUGCCUGGAGUUGGACGGGAUCACCAGCGUCCCGGCGUUGGCGCCACAGGAGAGUGAAAACGUCACUGAAAUCUACAUAGAGAAUCAAGCAAACCUGGAGAACAUCACAGACAUAGACCUCGCCAACUACAGAGAACUGAAGAACCUGACGGUCACAGAUUGUGGGGUGGUGUACAUCUCUGAAAAUGCCUUUCAGCAUAAUUUCAAGCUGCAGUAUGUAAACCUGGCCUCUAAUUUACUAAUGCACAUCAGUUGGAGGGUGUUUCAUGCAGUCCCUCUGUUGAGUCUAAUUCUGAGGGACAAUCCACUCACCUGCUCAUGUGACAUUUACUGGCUUCAGCAAUGGCAUAGAAAAAGACAAAACGAUAUUGAUUCUCAACAAAACUGCAUCUACAAUGCCAACAGCAUUCAGCUGGAUUCAUUUGAAAUGGAUAAUUGUAGUGUUCCUGAAGUCAAAAUUGACCCACCGACACUGACCACUCAAGAAGGAGGAAACCUGACCUUUACCUGUCUGGUGACUGGAGUACCAACACCGACUAUCCGCUGGAGAACAGAGCACCUCCAGUCCAGCUGGACCCUGCAGCAAGGGAUCUGGGGAUCAACCCUGGAGCUGGUUCUGCACAUGAGGAACGUGUCUUCUGGAGACAACCUGCACAAUCUCACCUGUGAGGCGGAGAAUCGCGCUGGAAUGGAUGAAGCCACUGUGCAGCUGGAUAUUGAAUUUCCAGUGCGGAUCUUGUUUCUGAAGGACCCAGAGCCACAACAUCACUGGUGUAUCCCGUUUGCUGUGGAUAGCAAUCCUCCCGCCUCCAUCAAAUGGCUGUACAACAACACACCUCUCAUCGAAACCCGCUACACCUACACCGAACUGAUCAGAGACGCGGCCGAUGGCUCCAUUCAACACGGCUGUCUGUUCCUCAACAAGCCCACCCAUCUGAACAACGGCAACUACACACUCAUCGUGGAGAAUAAACUGGGUAGGGACCAGGCUACAGUGAAGGGGAUGUUCAUGGUAAAUCCUUUCGACCCCUUUGACCCAGAGGGCAUCAUUCCUGUCCUCCCUGAUGACCCAAUUCCCACCAACCAAUCAACGGAGACGGAGAAACUGGAGACCAGAGUGUUUGGGGUGUCAGUAGCGGUGGGUCUCGCUGUGUUUGCCUGCACAUUUCUUCUCAUCAUGGUUGUUGUCAUCAAUAAAUGUGGACAGCACUCCAAGUUCGGCAUCCACCGUUCGUCUGUUCUGGGCACUGAGGACGAUCUGGCCGUGUCUCUCCGCUUCAUGAACUUCGGGGCAAGUCCUCCAUCUUCAGAUGACAGCACGCUUGACUCUGGCUUGUCCAGUUUUGUAGAAAACCCGCAGUAUUUCUGUGGCAUCAUCAAAGACAAAGACAUGUGUGUCCAAAACAUUAAAAGAAAAGACAUUAUUUUGAAGUGGGAACUGGGUGAAGGAGCUUUUGGCAAGGUUUACCUAGCAGAAUGUGCCAACCUUUGUCCUGACACUGACAAGAUGCUGGUUGCUAUCAAGACCUUGAAAGUUGCCAGCGAGUCCACCCGACAGGACUUCCAGCGCGAGGCCGAGCUGCUCACGGUGCUACAGCAUGAACACAUAGUGCGGUUCUACGGUGUGUGUACAGACGGAGAACCUCUGGCCAUGGUGUUUGAGUACAUGCGACACGGAGACCUCAACCGCUUUCUAAGGGCUCACGGUCCAGAUGCUCGUAUCUUGGACGAGAUGAAGGUUCCUCUGAUGGGUCAGCUGACUCUUCCUCAGAUGCUCCACAUCGCAGCUCAGAUCGCCUCGGGCAUGGUGUACCUCGCUUCCCUUCAUUUUGUCCACAGAGAUCUGGCCACCAGGAACUGUUUGGUUGGAGAAGGGCUGGUGGUGAAGAUCGGGGACUUCGGGAUGUCGAGAGACAUUUACAGCACUGAUUACUACAGGGUCGGUGGGAGGACGAUGUUGCCCAUUCGCUGGAUGCCGCCAGAAAGCAUCAUGUACAGGAAGUUCACCACGGAGAGUGACAUCUGGAGCUUUGGAGUGGUCCUUUGGGAAAUCUUCACCUACGGCAAACAACCGUGGUAUCAGCUAUCCAACAGUGAGGCCAUUGAGUGCAUCACGCAGGGACGAGAGCUUGAACGGCCACGUACCUGCCCAAAGGAAGUGCACCUCCUCAUGCAGGGCUGCUGGCAGAGAGAACCCCAGCAGAGGCUCGUCAUCAAGGACAUCUACAACCGCCUCGUGGCCCUCGUCAAGAGCCCGCCGGUCUACCUGGACAUCCUGGAGUAGCAGCACACGGAGAAGACAUGCUUCUGACGGCUGGUUGUUUGGGCUGAGGAGGAAAGUCAACGGUGGGUUGAGGACAGGCAGAAUUCACAAACUGUCUCAGAUGUGCAAGAACAUUUGGUGAUGUAAACGUUUAAUCCACCAAACAUGUACGAUUGUGUCCAUGUGUUUAAAUUUGAGUAAAUGGACAGUGGAUACUUUGAAGAUGCAUUAAUGGAAAUUGCUCAUGGAUCUUCAUGACUCAACCCUGAAGAGACACUAGAUUUUCUAUAUAGGGAUACUGUUGUCAAGGUCUUGUAAUUAAAGUUCAUUAAAGGUGAAGUGUGUCAUUUUCAGAUUAAUAUUCAGAGACAUUUUAAGGCUUAUUUCCUCAAUAAAUGUAAAAAGGGUUGCUCUGUUUAUUUGAGCAUUCCGCCCAGUCUGACCCAACAACAGUUCCUUAACCAAUCGCGUGAUUUUGGGUGAGGGACUUACUGUUUUGUCUGACCAAUGGGAGACGUGUAAAGUGAAAACCAGGGCCUGUAUUACAGAAAUAUUCUGAAGGCCCGUACACACCGGGACGAAUAUCAGCGCGCAUUAUUCGUCAGCGUUAUUCAACGUGUUUUUUUGUGCUCACACCCAAGUGAUUUUCGCGGACGAUGAGCCGAGUGAACGUGCAAAUUCAUUCCCUGACAUUAGAUGGCGCCCAUUUGCUCUGCAAAACCACUUAUCACUUCUCUUUCAUCAAGAUGUUUUGUAGUCGACUAGUCGCAGUUGCGUUUGUCACAUAGUUCUUUAUGUUCUAACACCAACGAGAACAGCAGCUCUACAUUCAUCUUGCCUCGCAUCUUCCUCGUCUUAUUUCUUCCUGGCAGUGUAGACCAUGAUGUCUGGUGUGGACCAUAGACAGGUGUAGACAGCGACGCCACUUGGCGAAGAUCUUCUUCUCCGUUACGUAUGCGUGCUCGGCAAGACCGUUUUGUGUUUGAGCGCCCCCAAGUUGUGUUUUACUGUAACUUCAGAAGCUCCAAACACC
Molecule: messenger RNA, 4080 nt
Organism: Pimephales promelas (fathead minnow)
Lineage: Eukaryota; Metazoa; Chordata; Actinopteri; Cypriniformes; Leuciscidae
Gene: ntrk1
Product: neurotrophic tyrosine kinase, receptor, type 1
Biological process (GO): multicellular organism development; nerve growth factor signaling pathway; protein phosphorylation
Cellular component (GO): axon; plasma membrane; signaling receptor complex
Molecular function (GO): neurotrophin binding; neurotrophin receptor activity; transmembrane receptor protein tyrosine kinase activity
Source: RefSeq, a predicted model, not a curated record